Molecule: messenger RNA, 2133 nt
Organism: Meleagris gallopavo (turkey)
Lineage: Eukaryota; Metazoa; Chordata; Aves; Galliformes; Phasianidae
Product: mucosa-associated lymphoid tissue lymphoma translocation protein 1-like
Biological process (GO): proteolysis
Molecular function (GO): cysteine-type endopeptidase activity
Source: RefSeq, a predicted model, not a curated record
UGGCAUAACCAGUGUGUGCUGAGCUGCGUGCUGGCGGCUCCGGGCACAUUCAGUACCUGGAGCUCGCUGGGAGAGGAGGUGGUGGCCCAGCUGUGUGAGCUCCUGGACACAGCCAGCCGGGGCUGGCGCAAGCUGGCCGAGGUGGCUGGGGCAGAGAAACGCUUCAAGUGCAGUGAGGAGGAGCUGGAGAUGUGCUCGCUGAAGGUGCUGGAGCCCCUCGGCAGCCCCACACAGAGCCUCCUGCAGCUCCUGGCUGAGCGUGAGUGCAGCCUCCGGUACCUGCGGGGCUGCCUGCACAGGAUGGGGCACACACAGGCCUGCCAGCUCCUCAACUGUGCUGUCCACGAUGUGAUCCGCAUCACGGUGCAGCCGGAGUCACAGGUGGUGGCAGAGGGGACACGGGUGUCCCUGACCUGCUGGGCCAGCGGCCCACCAGGGCUCACCUACCAGUGGUUUUGUGGAAAGCAGGAGGUGCCUGGAGCCACAGCCCCGGAGCUGAUGGUCGACACGGCUGCACCACCAGGACUGCCCCAAUGGUACAUCUGCCGUGUGAGCUGCGGGGCUGCCUUUGCCUUCUCCAGGUGGGCUCACAUCCAAGUGGAGAGGAGCCACAGUCCCGAAUCAGCCAGCGGUUACUGCCCCAGCAUGGCGGGUCUGCAGAUCCUGCAGCAGCCACAGCCAUGCCACCUGGCUGAGGGGGACCCUCUGGUGCUGGAGUGCAGAGCCCUGGGGAACCCACCGCCACAGUACCAGUGGUUCAGGAACCGGCGCCCCGUGGAGGGUGCAAGAGGACCACGGCUCCAGGUGCAGCUGGUGACGACGGCUGAGCGGGGCACGUACUCCUGUCGUGUGUUCAACCUCUUCCACGAGCUGUGGAGCCAGGAGGUGGAUGUGGAGAUCGGCCCGCGGCUCUUUGCCUCCGGAGCCCCCUGGCAGGAAGGGGAUGGAGAUUCUCCAGAGCCCGGCAGCCCCGACCAGCUGUAUGCCACCGACAAAGUGGCACUGCUGGUGGGCAACAUGCACUACACGCACCACAAAGACCUGCGGGCGCCCAUGGUGGAUGUGCAUGCGCUCAGCGCGCUGCUGCGGCAGCUCGACUUCAAGGUGGUGUCACUGCUGGACCUGCGCCGGGAUGAGAUGCAGAUGGCAGUCGAUGAGUUCCUGCUGCUCCUCGACAAAGGGGUCUACGGAUUGCUGUACUAUGCUGGACACGGCUACGAGAAUUUUGGCACCAGCUUCAUGGUGCCCAUCGACGCGCCUGGCUCCUACACGUCCGCCCACUGCCUGUGUGUGCAGCACGUGCUGCAGCGCAUGCAGCAGCGCCGCACCGGCCUCAACAUCUUCCUGCUUGACAUGUGCCGCAAGAGGAACCUCAAUGACGACGUCCUCCCGCAGGUUGGGGCGCUGGAGGUGACGGCCAACAUUGUCUUCGGCUAUGCCACAUGCGCGGACGCCGAAGCCUAUGAGCUGAGCCAGGGUGAACUCUCCAAUGGUGUCUUUGUCACCUUCCUCAAGCGCUGGCUGCUGGAGGAUGAGAAGAUCACAGUGCUGCUGGACAAGGUGGCCGAGGACAUGGGCACGCUGGAGCUGACGCGGGGCCGCCAGGCGCUGGAGCUGCGCAGUAACCUGUCGGAGAGGCGGGCGCUGACCGACCCCAUCCGCUCCUUGGGACGGGCUGAGACCUCUGCCAGGAACCUGCAGUGGGCCAAGGCUCAUGUCCUCCCAGAGAGUCGCCACCUCCGCUUCGACUGCGGUGUCACCGUGCAGCUGGGCUUUGCUGCUGAGUUCUCCAACAUCAUGAUCAUCUACACCCGCAUCCUGGCCACCCCUGGGGACAUCACUGAGUGCGUGGCCAAGCUCACCGACCUCCCCGAGGAGCUGGACGUGGACCUGAAGUACACCAACCGGGAGAGCCCCGAGGAGCUGGGCAGCCCCUUGGUGCCCACCUGGAGCCUCACCUGUCCAUCCUGCUGCCUCUACAGCCGCCUCUGUGGGCUGCAGAGAUUGCGGCAGGAGCUGACCUUCACCGUGUGCCUGCAGUUCCGCUACCGCGGCGUGGCCGACUUUGUGGAGGAGCGGCGGGCGGUGAGUGUGGGGCGGCCGCUCAUUGCCAAACUCAAUCUGAGCCCCCGG